GAAAUGUCUGUCUGCAAUAAGCUCAUCAGGCCACUGGGGGGCGCCACAUCUUGAUUAGCUCUCACAAUGAAAUUUAUAAGCCAGUCCGUCUGGUAUUUUUAGAACACUCUUUAAACACAUUUAAUAGUGUUUAUUAUAUAUGCUACACACGCAUACACAUGUGUGUAGCAUAUACAGACCCUGCAGAAAAUAGGACGUUGGACCACUGGCCAACAUUCCAGUCCAUCUCUUUGGCCCAGUUGAGACGCCUCCUCCUUUAGCCCAGGCUCAGAAGUGGCUUUACCCAAAGGAGCUGAGUUGUAGCCCAUCUCCUGAAUGCGUCUGUAUGUGACGGUUUUUAAAAGCAUUCAUGCUCUUCAAACUUUGGCCAGAUUUCUCCACAGUAUUCUGAUUUUCUGAAGUCCUGCUUUUGUGGGUUUUAUAAGCUGGAACCACAAUUUUUGAAUGAAAUCAUGGAAAUGUGUUUACAUUUUUUAUUGGUUUUCCAACAUUUUGAAUAGGGUCUGUGUGCCACAAUUAGAAUUGUGGUCUAAAAAAACAAAAGAUGAAAUGCCAGAUAAGCCAUCGGGAUCUGCCUACAAUUAUCCAUGUCAAUCUAAAUAUACAUGCCAAGUUUUACGUGGUGAAUGCAGUGACCUCUUUAACAGACAGACAGUAGGAUUCUUGUACAGCGUCCAUCAGGUUCGCAGGAUACAGAAACGCUGUUUCUAUUACAAAUCUCUGUCCAUGGUGCUGGAAUCCCGUGUUUGUUUUUUCUUUUCUUUUAAUGCUUUGACGUGGUUUCUUUCUUCGGGCUUCGGUAUUAAAGGUUUUUCUCCUUUUUCGCCACUGAUUAAUCAAAGUUUUUCCUUUUGUACAUUCCCUGCUGGGCGUUGACGUGCAGCUUCCUCCAAUCAGCUGUCUCCCUGUCUCAGUCGAACGAUGUUCUCGCGUGUUCUGGUCCCGACGGCUUGUUUUCAUGGUUUUGCAGCAGCAGCUGCUGCCGCUGCCGCUUGAAGUCUCCGUCUGAAACACUGGACUGCGCGCCUGCAUCGACCUAUGCGGAUACAUUUCCUUUCUGAUGCGUUUCUCUGGGAGCCCCGCGCUGCCACGCACCCCCGUGGUUUUGCAGAAAGAGGCAGCCAACCGGCCUCUUUCUCCGUCAAUUCAACGGCGUCACACAUCCUGCUCAGAAACACUUUAACGCCUCUCAUGAAAAUAUGUUUUUGGGGAUGCUGCAGCCUGCAGGAUUGGAGCCAGCUAAAAACAACAACAUGGACACUUUACUAACGCUUAAAAGCCUCAUUUCUUAAUUUUUUGUAGUUGAUAUCAAUCUAAAGACUCCAGCAUGGAUGAUCAUGAGAGUAACCUCUCUGGACAAAUACAGACUGUUGAGAGGAGCGUGUUGUUCCUCAGACAGGAACAUCUCUCCAUGCUCCAUGGCCUUCACCUGGAGAUCCUGUCUUUGCAGAAACGAUGCACAGAGCUAACAAGCGAUUUGAAGCUAAAGCCACCAGGCAGGAGCCAGAUAGAAUUGCUAGAGGAAGAGGAGAUCCUGGACGCCCGAUGUUGUGACUUGAAAAACCGACUGACAGAGAAGGAGUGUGCUUUAGCAGAACUUCGAAAGGAGCUGAGUACGAAAGGGUCUUUAGUUGGAGCGCUUAGAGCCAACCUCAAGGAAAAGGAGCGCCACUUUCUGGAGGAGCUUAAACACCGCAGCCAUUGUUCAACUGUCCUCAACAGAGAGCUACAGAAGCAAACAGAGGCAGCAGCGUACCUCUCCUUCCAGCUGCACGCUGCCAGACAGAAACUGCACCAGCAGCGGCUGCAGCAAAGGCAAGGACUCCUCGCAAAAGCCAGCAGCCAGGGGGCGCAGCAUGCUGCAGAGCAGAACUCCACGUCUCCUGUAUCGGCAUGCUCUCCUCCCGUGGUCAAACCCAAGCGUAAGAGCACCAAGCUGUCUUCCAGAGUGCAGCGUGCUCGGGAGUGCGUUCCCAUGGAGAAAGUUUUGGGCCCUGCAGAGCCCACGGCCAUGCCGGACCCGGCUCUCUUCCUCCACCCCCACAGGCACAGAGCACGCUCCAGGCUCACCUUGGCACAAAGACGGGAUGAGGAUGAGGAGAAAGGUGGAGGGGAGAGGCUGGUGGGGCCCCAUGAUGAAGCCGGCAGGCUGGUGUCCUCAGCAGCUGCGUCCUCUGCUGCUCAGACAAACGCAGAUUAGUGAAAAGUGCCGCUGCGUACUUCUGUCAAACUGUUGGUAAUUGUUGAUUUGCACCUUGACUGGAUUGAGACUGACUGGUUUUAGCUAUUAUGAUAUAUACACUAACCAUAGAUACUUUUUUAACAUGUACUUUAAUAUAACCUCAAGUAACUUGUAAAGGAAACAUUAGUUUUAGAAAGAAGUUAGAUGAUUUGUUUACUCUGCUGUUAAAUGCUGUGUACACUGGGGAGCCUUAUUUCAACGUAGCCUCUGAUAGAUUUACAACAAACCACAGGUAGACAGUCGUAGCUGACAAUAAAAGUGAACUACAGUCCUGUUGUGGGACCCAAUCAACUGUGAACUGUCAAGAUCCCCUCAUGUGACAAACACUUGUCCUUCUGAGCCCCACAUCUCUAUAGAUAUAUAUAUAUUCCAGGCUGGAGUACGUUUUAAAGAAGAAGACUGUACGUAAAAUGGUACGCAAAUAGCAGCUUGAGAAGAAUGCCUCUUGCAUUGUGGCAUCCUGCAUUAGUAAUGAGUUCAAAUGUGCACUUAGGACCUCGUUUCCCAAAAACCCAGGAAAUGUUUGGCAAGUAAUCUAUUUCAAAUCACUUCCAAAAUAUGCUAAAAUAGUGCAAAACCAGAAUAUUUAAUGCUGAGUACAUCAGGGAGGGUUUCUUAUGUAAUUGUUUUGCAGCUGAGAAGCUCAUCCUUGGUGUUUUUAAAUACACUCCCUGUUGUAGCUUUCAGCUGCUAAACCAUUUUCCCUUUUGUUUUUCCAUACAAGUGUUUCAGGAGGGGGGUAGCAGACAGCAGGACGUCCUGCUGUUUGGAUCUCAUUCUUAAUUAUCCCGGGUGUUGGCUCCUUUUUGCCUGGAGGAUAAGUUAUCAACUAUAUACUAUUUUCUUUUAAUAUACAACCUAUACACACCAGACUAAACAGAGCUGCUCGUCGGUUCUGUUAGUUUCUCAGUCUUCCCUGGCUAUUUUAGUCUUUCAAAUAAAUUGUAACAUAGAUCACAAAUACUUUUAAUUCCCAAAUGAGGGGAAAAUGUGCACAUUGCUGAAUUUUACACUGCGUCCAUACAUUUUUUUUUUUUGUAAUGGCAUCACUUGAACCCCUUCAAAGAAAGAAAAAGUUUUUUUGUCUGGGGACUUUAUAUUUUUAAUUCAACGUGAGCUUUUAUUUGAUCCCCAGGUCACAAAUACAUGAAAGAAAUCAGUUUUAUUGUAAAGAAACAUAUAUUUUGCAUACUUAAUUUAUUCAGUGGAUGAACUAAUUACAUUAAUACAAUGAUUCCAUUAAAUAAUUGGAUAUAAAUAAAUCUGUUCAAAAAUCAGACUACAUUUGCACCGCAGUGCCUGUGUCAGGUGGAGAAGUUAGAUAAGCGGGUGAAGGUCGAGUGGAAAACAACACACAGAAAAAUAUAUGCAUGUAUGAAUAUACAUACGUUUAUAGAGGUGUUGUGCACUUUUUUCUAAAUUUUGCAGGGGGACUCUUGCUUUGCAGCUUUCCAAAUUCAGGUCAUAAUCGAUUCUGACUUGUUGCACCAUGUGAUUUACUCAGGUGUGGUUUGUGUACUGAACACACAGACAAGAGCUUCUUCACCAGGUGUUGAGCUUUCUUUUCACCUCAGGAACAAACAAAACGAGUCUCUUUUUGUGUCUCUGAAGGCACGGAGCACAGAGAGAUGUAAGGCGGGGCCUGUGUUCUCAACCAUUUUUGGAAACUUUCUCUGAACUAAAACACACAAAGGCACUGCUUGUAUUGACAAGAGGGAACAGUGAGCAUAAAGACUGAGAUUGUUAAGUGUUGUUAGGAAAAAUGUGCAGAUGGUGCCCCCUGGUGUUGAAGAAAUACAAGAAAAAAGAAAAAAAAUGACUCGAAAUACUGUAUGUGCAAUAGCUGGCAUCAAUAACCCCCCAUCCGCUGCUGACCCACUGUAAUUACUGCCUUAUAAGAUGAACUGAGUGUACCUGGAUACUUUUUAGGGCAGUGUCGAAACUCCUUUCACUCAAAUACUUAUAAGAAAAAAUGAUGAUGAAUUUGCUGAUCAAAAUUUUGGGGUUGAAGUUUUUCACAGUCCAUUCAAAGUCUUUGUCUUUGACACAAGCCUUUUUGUAGAAGUUUUUCUCUCAACUGCGUAUUUGAGGUUUAACGUUGUUAAUAUAUUGUCAAUAUAGCAAUGUGGAUCUGUGGCUUAAAUCAGUUUUUUUUUCACUCAUAAUGAUCUGUUUCAUUUUACAUGUACACAACAUUAUUCUUUUCAAAUGCAUCUAAAAGUUAAUCUAAUUUAAAAAAUAAAAAACACUAAAUGAAGAGCAGUUUUAUUAUGUAACAUUAGGUUAUUGUUUUUUAUUUUUACGAGUAGAACUUUUUCUGUUUUCAGAAAAUACUGAGCCAUUGAGGGUUUUCCAUCGCUCUUCCAGGUUUUUAGCAAGAUAGGAUCUGAGACUCAACCACUGCAAUUUUACCUUUGUGUUCAUGUAACACAUUUUUAAAAGGUCAAUCUAAAAGUUGAGUUCUGAUUGCUUCUUUGUUCACUUUUCAAAGAUCUCUUUUGUUUUUGCUCCCUGUUUCUCUCACCAUACUUUAUAUCAGUUUGUGCUUCCACAUCUAUGGUACUGUAUUGAUCAGGACUGUUUUUUUUAAAGAUGUCAGCUUUGCCAGCUAUUUCUGUUCAUCUUGCUCUGUUCAGCCAUGCCCAGGUCAGCAUGUGGUUUUUGUAAAGGAACCCAUCCCCUGAAAAACUCUGUGUGGGCCCAAAAUACGUCAUUUUGAGCAAUAAUUGAAUAAAGUACCCAGUAUGAAAUACAUAUUGCUGAGACGCUGUGAGAUGUUUGUCCAUGAUUGAGCAGAAGAAGUAAACCUGUAAGAGUAUAAACUG
Molecule: messenger RNA, 5067 nt
Organism: Oryzias latipes (Japanese medaka)
Lineage: Eukaryota; Metazoa; Chordata; Actinopteri; Beloniformes; Adrianichthyidae
Gene: ccdc92ba
Product: coiled-coil domain containing 92Ba
Source: RefSeq, a predicted model, not a curated record